CACCAAACGGGUUACGAUCUAUCUUACGGAGUUUAUUUGUCGUAAAAUUUCCACAAUGAAGGAGCGAGUAACCAAUCGAGUAGGUCGUCGACCUACUUAGAAUCUGAAAGAAAGAAAGAGUGUUCAGUUUCCACUUUCUGGAAUUAAGAAAGUACAGUCUCAGGAUUCCAUCCGAGGAGAAGAAGAAAGAGCAGCAUAAGAUGGGUUUGGCGUCUCUAUCUUCUUUCUCCAUAGUUUCUUCGUCUCCUGCUACUCAAUCAAAACUUCAUCUCCCGCAACAUACCUUGCCAAUCAAGCAUCUUCCUUCCUUGAAUCGUCACUUCCGGAGAUUGACAUUGAGAUGCAGAUGUAGUACGGCUCGCGGUUCCACUGGUCCUGGUGAGACUGAGAGUAAAACAAUUCUUGAUGCUUUCUUCUUGGGGAGAGCUAUAGGGGAAGUUCUUAGCGAGCGAUUAGAGUCUACAUUGGGGGAGGUUAUAAGUACAAUUGGGAGAUUGCAAGCUGAGCAACAAAAGCAAGUGCAGGAGUUCGAGGAGGAGGUUUUGGAUAGGGCUAAAAAGGCCAAGGAAAAGGCAGCACGUGAAACAUGGGAAGCACAAGGUCUUGUUCCAAAGCCAGCCACACCAAAUAGUGAUGUUAAUGCUGUGACUUUUGCUACUGAACCACCAAGUCCACCUAAUGCAACUUCAGCAUAUCCCAACUCAAAUGGGGAAUCUGAUUCUCCCGAUGAAGAUACCCCUUUUGGCUUAUCCAUUUAGGGCUAACAAUCGUUUCUCUUCUUUACUACGUCUUGCAAAGAUUAAACAUGACACUCGUUUAUUGUGGCCUCUUAUAUAUAUUGGAAAAAAGAGCAUUAUAAUUUGCUACCUAAUUUUUAUUUUUCAAAACUUUCAAACGUCUCUAUAGAUCCUUAUUUUUGGGUUAAAUUCAUUUCAUGAAAGUAUGAAACCAUUACGGAAGA
Messenger RNA from Cuscuta epithymum, 961 nucleotides. The record is from the annotation of a GenBank genome assembly. Lineage: Eukaryota; Viridiplantae; Streptophyta; Magnoliopsida; Solanales; Convolvulaceae.